This is a messenger RNA of Xyrichtys novacula (pearly razorfish), 23977 nucleotides long. Lineage: Eukaryota; Metazoa; Chordata; Actinopteri; Labriformes; Labridae. The record is from the annotation of a GenBank genome assembly.
GGGAGACACAUGAGUCACCAGCCGGAGGAGGGGAAAGAGCUGUGGUGAAGGAUGCAGCUGCGCUUACACGAAUGCGCACUGGCAGAAGAAACGAGGAUGACGAUGGGAAACGAUUUUUAAAUGUCACUGAUCUCAAUUUAGAGGAAACGUGAGUCUCAAGCCUGUGGAUGGGGAUUUUAUCCUGGGAAAUGCACUUUAUUCCUACUGUGAAGACGACCAGCUAAGGAAAAAAGAAAAACAUUGGCGUGUGACUGUGUGUGUGAUGGGGGCACAGCGAGGCUGUCAUCGAAUCCCAAAGGAGGACACAUCAGCAGCCAUUGCCAUGGUAACUAAUUACUGUACCACACGAUGGCGGAUUUGACCACAGCUGUGAACGCAGACUGGCGACAUUACUAACGCUGGACAUCGUCUUAACACGAAUAACUGAAUCUUAUAAUAGCUGACAUGUCUUUAUUUACUGUUAAACGACCGCCAUAUAACCGUGUCACCUUCAGUGUCACCGGAAUUUAACUCCGGGUCAUUUCCGAAUGGAAAACUUGAGGGGGAAAAAAAUCAAUUGAGUAGGCUAAUUAAAACGUAGGCUAUUGGGAUAGGCGAAGCGUUUUGUUGCGUUCAAUUACAGUCGGAAAUAGCAAAAAUAGAAGGUUAUGGAAGGGGGCAUAUUACAUGCAGCGUUUGAAGGUGGCAAAAUAUAAAAAAUAAUAUAAAUAUUGCUGUGUUACAUUUUGUGCUUAUGUGUACACCCUUAAAUACGACAAUGUGUAUCGUGAAAACGCCAAAGUAACGACACGUACUACACUAAUAUUGCAAUUAUUACGAAUCACGUGAACCUCAAAGGUGCGAAAGGUAUGUAACCGGCGUUUCCCCCGUCUUUCCCGUCGAUUGUGUAAUUCCCUGAGAGUUUUAAAGGCACCAUACGCUACAACCUAGUUUCAAGGAGAAUGGGCGGUCUAGUGUCAGCCGACCUCACGAACAGAUGCCUAGUGUUGUCAUUGUGGCUUCAGUUUUGAGUCAGCAAAGACGGACGAAAGGUAAGCUCACUCAACUCGAAAUUGAAGAAACCACAUAUAUAAUGUGUUAUGUUCUUCGAAAGCAACACUGUACGCGUUUUUUAGUUCCGUGUUGGUGCACGAGGUGGCAGCUGAAAGUUUGGUUGAUUGGGUAACUGAGCCAUGUGGGUGUAAGGGGAAACGUCGCCGUGGUCUUAGUGGGAGAUAUAUUCAAAUUUUGUGUCUUUAGGUUGUGUUGGUAAUGAAUGCUGCAUUAUUGGUAAUAGAACAGCGGUGUAAUGCCCUGUUCUGUUCACUGUCCUGGACACUGUGGCACAUGAGUAAGCAUAAGCCGGUAUGGCUAACUCGAAAUGAAUGACAUGUUGGAGCGUGUGGUGGCAAUUACCCGAGACAACAGCAGAUCUUUGUUGAGAAGUAUGAGGGAAAUACAGAUAUUCUUCUUUAUUAUAUCAUGCCAGACCACCAGCCGAUCACCAGUCCAAGCCGGGACUCAUUUCGAGGUCGAAGCCAGACUAUCUGGACCAUAAGGUAGCCUACACGAAGACAGCACACAACAGCUGCUUUUCCUACACCUAUCCUUGUGGUCUACAGGAAUUUGAGUUUACGCACAAGUCUUACAAUGCGUCAUUGAAGGGUUCGGGAUGCACAAAAUUGCAUUUUGCAUUUCAACACAGUCUGGCUGAUACCAAUAUUUUAUAGGCCUAUUACCUAUUGUUGUAAUUUUAGAAAUAUAAUAGACGUCCAGCACUAGACUGUACCUGUUUUACUCAUGGUGACAGUCUGUUUGCUUUUAAAGAGACACACACAAAGAAAAAACAAAACAAUGGUGGACUAGGGCUGAUGGUCAGCAUGAUUAUAUAUCUUUUAUAGUACUCAUAGCUGAUUACAUUGAUUAGUUGAAAGGUGUGCUAAUUAGCUGCACAGUAACUAUAGCUACUGUUAGCGCAACUAGUUAACUUUUGGUUUUAACAUCUGAUAAGGCAUGAAAGUGAAGUUUUUAUUUUGUAGUUUGAAGUAUUUGGUCCUAACUUUAGAUGUUCAGUUUUUCAUUUUUGCUGUUACAAAACAAUAGUUGUCAGGCUCAUGUAGGGCUGGGCAAUAUGAGAAAAAGUUUAUCACAAUAUAUUUUUUUCAUAUCAGUCGAUAUCGAUAUAUAUCAUGAUUUAAAAAAGAAAUUUAACAGUGCUUAUUGGUAGCACGUCUUUUGCAAUGCAAUAAGCUACUGCGUCUGUGAGGUCUUUGUGUCUCUUCGAUGUUCUGUUGUAAGGUCUUGCGCUAGAGAAAGCGGACUGAAUGGUCGGCUGUUUUGGCUACACAUGCGCCAUGGGUUCCUUGCUCCGCUCGGGGUUUGUAACCUUUCGCAUUGCACGUGCUCUGCGGUGUGGCACUGCUUCAGGUGGUGAAAAAGAUUUGAGGUAUUUCCCGACUUCACGAGAAUAUGUACUCGACAUAAUUUGCAGUGCACAUUACUCUGCUUCAUGUCCACCUCAAAAAACAAAACUUCUCUCACACCACCGACAUUUCACCUGCAUUUCUGCCGGGAGUAGCACUCAUUUUCUUUUUUUCUCACUGACAGUGCUGUCGACCUCACUUGUUAAGGUGCUAUGGUUGCGAGUAGCUGCAGCCUGGUACUACGCAGUUGUUUGCUACCUGGUUCUAUCUUGAAGCUUGGGUUCUUCACUACCACAAACAGACACAUAGCAGUUGAUCUGUACAGUAUACACCAUAAAAUCAAGAGGCUAUGAAGAAAUAAGUCGUUGAUCGUCUGUACUCCUUUGACUCGUUCUGUGAAUGGCAGAACUGUACUGUUGAACAAUGCCAACACACUGUCCUUGGCAGAUCCACCAGUCGUACUCCAUUACUGUUGGAAGCCUAAGCUGCCAACAUGAUCAAAACUAAUGCAUUAAAUGGCCAUGAUGUUUUUAUUUCUUCCAGCACUGGUGAUUAAUAACUUUUAAAGCUUUUGUCUGCCUAUACCAAUGCUAAGCUGAUAACUUUGCACAUCCCUAAUAAGGAGGUGUAUCCUCAUUUUUAAUGUAUUAGCUUGGAGGUAGUCUGUCAGUCAUCUAUCAGGCAAGAGAGAAUUAGAUGCUGAAUUCAGACUAUGCAAUAGUACAAUAAAUAUAAUAGUUUUGAGUGAAUCAAUAAAAGGUAAAUUAGCUUAUAUUUGCAUCACUACAUUCUUGUUUGUUUUAUACUCAGUCCAAAGUGAAGCAUGUUGAAAUGGAAUUCCCUGUUGGCCCAGCUUUUAUAACCUUGUACCCCAUCCUUGUGUACAAAAAAAUGUGUCCAACCAAAUUUCCUGUCAAUGAUAGUAUUCGAUGUUUGUAGUUAUUUUUCCAAGCAGGCCAGGGUUCAGUUUAAGGUUUAAUGAUUACACGAAUGAUUGGCCUUUUUGGUCGCUGUGAUACAAGCAGAGUGGGGGCCUGUGUGAGCACAAAUUCCAGAGACGAUCAGUGUAGACCAGCUGGGUCUUGGAAGAAAGUAUGUGGAGUGCACACACACACACACGUAUGGAUAUUCAUGGCUUCUGACUUUCUUUAAACAUUGGUGUCUUCUUUAGUGAGCCCCCACAAACACUGGUUAUUAUUUAACUCUUCAGCUUUACAAAUAACCAGCUCUUCAAAAGGAUGAUAUAGUACUGAAGUUUAGAGACUCCAGUAGCUGCAGUGUUGUAUGAUGGUGCUUUCUAUUAACCAUCCUAAAGCAAUUUUUGUAAACUCAUAAACAUUUCAUGCCAAUUAUUUCAUGUAAGAAAUUCACACAAUAGCAGUUAAAAAUAUCAUGAACUAUUAACAGUAUCGACCCUGUGAAACCUACUUUGUUUGACCCUUUUAACGGCUUUUGGUUUAAGUUUGAAAUCAGUGGAUUACCAUGAAAAUGGGCUCCUGAUUUCUAUAAACCAGGUUAGUGAUACAUUGAUUUAACAUUGGUUGUUUCCUGUGUUUCGGCAGUACAGCACUGCCACACAGGCUUCAUCUCAAAGCCUCACAUAGCCUAAGCCUGAACUCACAGAGCUGUCAACUCUGCUGGACCGAAAAUACGUAUAUGUAUGAAGACAAGUGUAACAGUAUGAAACAAAUGCAAAUAGGACAGAUUAUGCUGUUUGUUAAAUACCCUGACUUGAGAUAAUUCUGAUCUUUUUCUGACAAACAAGGACUGAUUUCUACUGGUCUGGGACAAGAAGUAAAUUUCAUGCCUGUGGGUGAAGACAGUAGGGUACAGGCCGGGGUGAAUUUACCACCCUGUGCCGACUACGGAGAAUUUGUUCUGCCAGCCCUUUUGUAAAAUCUCUGCAAGAAUUUCAUGUGAGCCAGUUUGUGAAAGCAGCAUAAAAGUCAGAAGGACCCACAAUAAAUGAGUAAGACGAGACAAUGACGUUUGGAUCAGGUUCACUUUAGGUUUGUUGUACAUCAUAGUUAACAUUACUGCUAUGGGUUGUUUGAUUUUAAUUACUUACUGGGACGUUAAAUUUUUCAUAAUUCUACGAUCAUGCUACCAGUGUAGAAGAGCUACUUUACCAUCUUAAACAUGCCAGCAUGUUCUUCUCUGCUCUGUAGUUUAUACAGUGAAUUGCCUUUUUAACAUGGAGAGGGGAAACCCUGUUAUCCUAUUAUCCUACAGUGUCUGUGUCUGCUUGGCCUGCUGCCUCGAUGUCUUGUUAACAUUACACAGACACUACUGCAGCAUCCUUUUUACAUCACGCCCUGCCUUCUGAGACCUCUUCUCUCCCUUUUGUCUUAGAAAGAUACUAUAAUGAACAACAACUUGAGGGAAUUUGAGGGGCAGAAAGCCAAGAAAGCUGUUAAAGAGGGCUCCAGUUGUUCAGACCAACCAAGAUAAAAGUUUUAGUGGUGAUAACUAGUCCACCUGAGCUCUGAAACUGCUGAGUUAAGCUGACAAACUGAUGGUAUGACCUGUGACCCAACUAGUUAAUUUACAAAGGGCUGGUCACUUGUGUUAACAGCCAAUCGGCACCAGGAGAGGUCAGCUUGAUGAGCGUGUAAAAAAACUGUUGCUAGAUUGAAAUGACACCAACAAAAACUGAAGAGUCAAACAUAAACAGUAAAAUGUAAAGCAGAGCAAAAUCCCGAUGACUUCUGUCAAAUGGAUCGGAUGUUUUGUGGUAGAGCUUUAAGAGCACAUUUUUUCUCGUGUAAAGUUUAUUAAUCAUAUAUGAAAUGUUUUAGUUUUGAAUUUAUGUGAUGAGCUCAAGCUAGCGAAAGUAUGCUAGUGCUAGCUAACCAUAGAGUAAAUCAGCUUUGGGAAGAAUUUAGUAAAAACAAUCAUUCAUCUGUCUGCUGCGAUAGUUUCUUUAGCUGAGAGCAAACAGCGUCAGGACAGAGGAGAUGCUGCUGAGAUUUUAGAACAAAACAGAAGCCCCCCCCCAGGAAUUGACAGCAACCAACUGGUGCAGAAGCAAACUGGUUUCCUUUGGCAAUUUGUUAUUGUGGGGAAAAAUUCCCAAGUAUUACGCAUUGCAGCAAGCCAUUAACUGUACAGUCAGAUGAGAGUUGCCUGUGGGGUCAAGUACUCUGUGGAGGCAACAUAAAGUGAGUGCUUUUAGACUGGCACGGCUUUGAGUAAUGCAGAUGAGUGAUGAGUAACCUGGUCCUGGAUCUUGUACUGUGGUAUCAGCCUGACUGCUAACCAUCUGACUCUUGGGGGAAUUAUGGAUUACCAUACAAAUAACUACAAUUUGUUCGUAAUCUUAUUAUGAUAGUGCAUGUAGUCUCUCUAGGCUGUCUGCUUCUCUCUCAGCCUCUGUAAAUGUUCAUCCUGUUCUGUAUCCACCAAUCAUAAAUAAGCAUCAAUCUGUAAUACUUGGAGCGAAGUGAUACACCUCAAAGAAUUUUUAAUGUCACACACAGAGGCUUUGUCACUUGACCAAAAAAUAUCACAAUAAAAUAACUGAAUGGUGCACUAAUGUUUGAGGUCUGUUAUUUGAUUGAAAACACUUAAAAAAGUCAUGUUAAAACUGAGAAAUUUAACCGCUGGACAAAAUUUAAGUGCCUCAUUGCUGGUUUAGCCUUCCCAUGUGGUAUUAUUAUAAUGGCAUUAGUUUUGAACAGGAGAAGGUUUUUUUUUUUGUUUUGUUUGAGCAAAGCAGUGCAGGACUGCAGACCAAGGUUGUCGGUUGGUGGUGCAUACAUCAGAUAGACUUUAUCAGCAAGCACAUGCUGCAUAGGUCUGUUUUUUUUUUUUUUUUUUUUAAAUCCACCCAAAAAUGAUGUUUCUUGGCAUGCCUUUUACUGCGUUAAAUAUUUGAGGUACUAAGCUACAGUCACGCCUGUUGAAAUCUCUGUGUAAUGGGUGCUCAUGAUUCAUGAACCGAAUCAGCUGACUGGCUUGCAUCCAGACCAUCACACAAAGUCGCCUAAAAGAUAAUAAGUCAUAAUGAUAAGAGUGGGAUUUUGUAAGGUCUUAGCCAGGGCUUGAUCAAACCAGGACAAGCAUCACACAGACAGUUCUGGCAGUGAAGGACAUAAUUUCACAUACUUAUGGUUUCAUACAUGCAAGUCCUGCUGAGUUCUUCUGUAGUUAUUUGAAGGACAAAGUUUUCUGACCCUAUAAUGCUCCCUUCGAGCUUGACUUAUACCUCACCUACUGUAAGCCUCACUGCAAACAGGUGAGGUUCUGUUUAUCAGCAUGUAGUCUGCAUGAAAAAAUCAAAUAUCAUUUUCAACUAUUUUAAUGAUUUUAAAAAACUUUUUAAUAUUUUAUUGUUUUUAAGCUGACAAAUGCUUCCUCUGCUCCGUGUUUCUCAGGGGAAUAAAACCAAAUUGAGACCUAAAUAAUUAGAUGGGAAGAACAGGUAAAAGGCUAGGGAGCUCUGGGUCUGGGACCCACUGUGCACUGAGGUGUUGGGGAACUAUCAAGUCUUAGAGACUGGGUCUAAGUUAGAGAUACACCGAUGAAUUUUUUUCUGAUCCAGUACAAUACCGAUACCUGGGCUGAGCGUAUCAGCCGAUCCAAUACUACUGUUGAAUGAAUGAACUGUAUACCUUGCCCUGUGAGUGAAAGCAUCAGGCUUGACAUUCGCCUUGGUAAAAAAAACAAAAAAAACUUUAUAUUACUUUAUAUUAUUUAUUAACAAAUAACAAAUUGCACAUUAGCACACAGCAAAAAGAAGUAAGACUAAAGAAAAAUUGAUUAAAAGAAAAAAAAAGAGACUGGAUCGGAACGCUGGAUCGGCAUCAUUCAUCAGAUAUCCAGUCCAGUUAAUUUGUCAAUAUCAGAACCAAUAUCCAAUCCAAAUAUCAGAUCGAUGCAUCCCUAGGCAGAGUCCUGUGGAGCUCCUGGUCUGAAAAUUUGCGACCUAUUUUGUUUUUCUGGGAAACAGUUUCCAUAAAUAAUUAGGGCAAACACAGAAAAGAUUAAUAAAUGUAUCUGCUUGUCUUUUAAUUUGUUUUAAUCUCUCUUUUUUCAUCUCCUUGCAUCUGUAAAGCACUUUGAAUUGCCUUGUAUAGAAUGGUGCUAUACAAAUAAACUUGCUUCACCUAAUGUUCUGAUUUCUUUCCCCUUGUCCUUAAAACCCGUUUCACUCUGUCCUCACCUCUCUGCAGUCGGCUGCCCUUCAGCGUUCCCUUUUGUGAGUGAACUAAUAUCAAUAGAGAGCAGCACAACACGUUGAGAAAAGCAAGGUGAUCUUAUUUCAAUGUGAGCACAGCAAGAAGUGUCUCAUUAUGUUCACAAAAAUACAACCCCUGUAGAGAAAAUCAAGAGGACCGGGUAAUGGAUCUCUUGUAUAAACACAUCAAGAGAUAAGGUUCUGUUUGCUUAAAAUCAUCCAUGUCCAAAAAGAAAAGAAACAUGGCAGGAUAUUGUGAUAUGACGUCUUUCUGAUGCAUUUCCUAAGCGUGGUGAAAAUAUUUUCCUGAUUCCUGUUUUUUUUUUAUAUACCUGCCUCCACAGUGACAGUGAUUGGAUGAGGUCACAAAUAUACUCCCUUCCAGCAGGCCUUAAGUUUUAGAGAGCACCAGAGGCCAGCAGCAGCUACAUCCCAACGUAAGUACACGCAUUUACUGUUUCUUUUCCAUGCUUAUUUUAAAGUGGCGACUACAUACAUGACUGUUUACAUUUUUCAAACUAGGAGACCGACAUUUGUGUUUUUGCUGUGAUACAAAAGGGCGAAUAGUUUGCAUUUGUGUGAAGUUCUGCACUGUUUGUACUGAUAAACCAAAGCCUUUCUUAACGGUUUGUUUAAAAUUAUAUAAAUAGCCAUUUCUACCACGGCCUAUUGAUAUUUACUCUGCCCUGAAACAUAUUGUUUUCCCAUCUGGGUUUAUCCAGGAAGUAGGAAGCAGAUGCUGUAACUUGAGUAACGGACAGUAUGGCGCACCGCAUUAAUUUCUGACCUUGAUGGAAUAAUAAUAAAUGUGUUAACCCAAGAGUCCCUGUACUAAUGUGAUCACGAGUCAUGACCACAGGUGUUGACUCCUUUAGAGGCGUAUGUAACCAGUCCAGAUUACUCAUUUAAAGGCGUUUGUCCACCUCUCAUAGUUAGUAGAAAGUUGUCCUGUAGUUAGGAUGACCAUACGUCCUUUUUUUUUACCUGGACAUGUCCUCUUUUUGGGGGCUGUCUGGCCUUUUCGAGGGGAGUGUAUAAAAUCCUUCAAAUGUCCGGGAUUUUGUACAGAAGCCCGUUUGUUUCCCCUGUAUUUACCAUACACAUUCAAUGGUUAAUUUAGAAAAACUCUCUGAGACGCCAAACCCUGGAACGUGUAUUUAUUCAUUCACUAUAAAACAGUGCAGCGCAUCUGCUGCUCUGCCUCUGCACUGUCUGCCGGUGAGCAAAAGAAAAGGGGGGAAAUAUUUUUCUUUUCUAAAAUACAGCUGUGAAUGUUCUGAAUCACUUAAAGUUAUUCUCAUGUUAAAAUGGCUUUUUACAAAACAGCUUUUUAGCAGUUAUAUGUAGUAAUAACAAUAAUAAAAAGAACUAUUGUACCAGUUGAAUAGCGUAUAAUAGAUAAAAAUACACAUCAAUGUGAAGAAAUGACUGUUAUUUAGGGAGAGAGAAGGUGAGGGAGGGCUGGGGUGGAGAGUGGGGGGUAGUAGGGAUACAGCUCAACUUACCCCACUCCUAUGGUCAACACACCCCAUACAUAAAUUGACCAUAGGAGACCACUUUUUUUUGGCAUGCUAUAUCAUCAAGACAGUUAUGUUUACACUCAUUCUGUUGGUUUGCAAGGAUGCACAACAUCUUGAAAAAUAUGCAGAUACACUAGUUAGAGACAAAACUAUGAUUGCCUUGAUGUAGUGAUCCGAAAUAUGAAAAAUGGCUUUAAAUUGUGCAGUCUGACCUCAGUAUAAUAGGAUGAUUUUUUAUUUCUUAGUUAAAUCUUAAAAUUAUGAAACCAUAUAGUAUACAACUUUUUCUUCUCAUUUGAUAUAGUACACUAAUAAUAUCUGAUUCAGUUUUUUCCAUAACUAAACGCUUUGAAUUAAGAGUUGUCAGGUCCAUUACAGUCCAGCACUCAGUAAGUGAUGAUCUCUACACUUUUUUCCUCUAGCACUUCUUUUCAGUCCUCCAAUGGGUCAAGUAUUUUCUCAAGGGUUGUGACCACCCUUUAAAGGCCCUGCUUUCAACAGCCUCCGCUCCUUCAACCCCCCGCAAACAGCGCUACCAUGGGGGAGGUCGUACAAAUGCACUUCACUACGGUGGACUAUGUCAUCUUUGCCUUGCUGCUGGUGGCCUCAGCUGGCAUCGGCCUCUUUUAUGCCUUCUCUGGUGGGCGUCAGCGCACAACACAGGUGGAUUCAUAUCUUUCUCCAUUUUUCUGACUAACUUAGUCUUUGUUUUGCUGUACCAUCCUCACCUGUCACAGUUCAGAAAUGUUGAUAUAUAUCGUUUCAGAAAAGUCUGACUGCAACUUUUUUUUUGUCUGUUUCAGGAGUUUCUCAUGGCCGACCGCUCCAUGAGCUGCCUGCCUGUCUCUCUGUCCCUGCUGGCCACGUUUCAGUCAGCUGUAGCCAUUCUUGGUGCUCCAUCUGAGGUGUACACCUUUGGGACUCAGUACUGGUUCCUGGGCGUCUCGUACUUCUUGGGCCUGCUCAUCCCAGCUCACAUUUUCAUCCCGGUCUUCUACAGGCUGAGAUUGUCCAGUGCCUAUGAGGUAUGAGGCACACGUUCUUCAACAUGACUGUGCCAAAGUGGUUGUUUAAUGAUCGUCUAAUGCGACACCUCAAACACUUUUUUAAUUGUAAUCUCCUCUUUUCUCUGUCUGCUUGUGUUUUGUUUUCACUCCGUCGACACCUGUUUCCUGCUCCCCUUGGCUUUGUCUUGCUAAAGUAUGAUCUCAGAGAUAAACAUCCUUAUCUGACCUUUUUUCUACUUAACCUCAGUGUGUUAAUGUUCACAGAAACAAAUGUCCUUGUGCUGAGACUGAACAUCGUAAAAGCGUACUUAUCUACAGGGACUGAUUUUGUCAUUGGCUGGGAACAGUGCUGCAUAAAUGUCCUGGGUUUACUCUGAUAGUGUGGAUUGAAACUGUUAUUUCCAGUCUGUAGACUAAAUAUCACAAACAACACUCAUGGUUCAAGGCAGAAUGACUCUGAGAUGAUAGCUUUGUCUGACUUUUGAUUUUGUUUACUCUUUUUUAUUUUCUUUGACAUUUUCUCCCCAUGACAGUAUCUGGAGCUGCGCUUCAACAAGACUGUUCGCAUAUGUGGGACUGUGACCUUCAUCUUUCAGAUGGUAUCUUUGUUUAUAUUUUAUCAGUUUUCGGAUGUCUUCAUGUUAACAUAUUUUUACCUUAAAAAAAAGGCCCACGAUGUAGCCCACCAAAAGAAAACCAAGUAAAGACCGUGGUUACUGUGGAAAUCUUUCAGGCAAGGCUGUCAACUACAGCAGACAGGGUCAAUUUUACCAUUUAGUUUGGAGGUUUUUCUUUCAUAAGAGUGUCAAAAAUGUCUGGGAAACCUUAUAUCCUGACAUAUCAGUAGAUUAUAGGGAGAUUAUAUCUUAAAAAGUCAAUUUUCUGUAUCAGAAGAUCUAAAAUGUUCUGCAGAGAUACUUACUAGUUAGAAAGGAGGUGCAUUAAAUGUGUGCUUGCAGAUGCUGAUUUCACAAUAAACCGACCAUCACAGGAAGAGUAACACUUAAACUCGGACCAACAUUGUAUUCUUUAGGAUUAAAAGACAUGUGUAUAUAUACAUAAUGGUUUCCAUAACAGUAUUGGCCAGAAUGAGUUUGAACAUGUCAGAUAUCAGCGAAAAUCUUAUACCAUAAAUCCCCAAUUCAUUCAUUUAUAUGUGCUGCCUUCAUGGACUUAGAUGACACCAUGGAUUCAUACAGUCCAGGGUCCGAGAACACAACAUGUCAUAGAACAGAAGAAGAAGAAACAAAACACUUACUUACACUUAAAAAAUUGUUCUUUUUUAGUCUUUUUGAGACUUUGCCAAUAAACAGCAAGUCUAGUAUAAGUUUAUUUUGACAUAUUUGAUUGAACUCGUCUAGUUUAGUGUAAAUUUCACUGAGAGAUUUUUCUGCCGUCAGCAAACAACUUUGUUUUGGCACUAAUUUCUGGGUAUAGUAAUGGCCUGCAGUGAUCAUCUGCUGAGAUCUAUGGUGAAUAAACUAACUUGAAUUUUAAAACCGUUCACUCAUAGUUAUGUUUUAGAUUCUCUUGGACUGAGUAUUUUAUCCUUGUUUGAGAUCGUGUUAAUAAAUACAAGCUUAUCAUCUGGCUGACACAUUACAGCUGUAGAGUCUAUUUUAGUUCAGUUUACAACGGCACGUAGUGUGAUUUGAUAAGGCCGUGUCAAACUGACCCUUGUAAAAAUGUUAUUAAUUCAAAGUGUAGCAAACAUUAUCUUUUUAAGAACAUCUGUAUGACUAGCAUUUUUUUGAAAUCCCUUUGAAAGUGGACGGGGUUUUACAAGUGAGGAACAUAAAACUGGACAUGUGUGAGUCAACCGGCAACAAAACGUGACUUCUGAGCUCAGCUCUUUUUUUGUGAGUCUCCUUGACCUGCAGAGUUGUUCAUUUUUUCUCUUUCCCUUCAGGUCAUUUAUAUGGGUGUAGUCUUGUAUGCUCCAGCCCUGGCACUCAACGCUGGUAAGAGAAGCACAGACAAUCUAUAGACUGAUGCAAAUAUCACAUUUGCUGUUGUUAUACUCCUGGCCAAUUCAGUAAACCAGUGCUCUCCUUCUUUCCACUUGCAGUCACAGGUUUUGACCUGUGGGGGGCAGUGCUAGCCAUGGGAUUGGUGUGCACUCUGUACACUGCUUUGGUGGGUUUUCAACUGCUUUGACAAAAUUAAACACUCUGAAACAGACAAACUCCAACACACCUGAUUCAAAUGAUCAGCUCGUUAUCAAGCUCUGUAAUGGCUAACUAACGAGCUGAUCAUUUGAAUCAGGUGUGUUGGAGCAGGGAAACAUUCAAAACAUGCAGGACAGUGGGCCUCGAGGACUGGACUUGAGGACCACUGGUCUAAAAGAUGCUGAAAUGUUGUAGUUCACACUUUUUAUGGGAAAUGAUCAGUUAUUAAAAACCCAAAUGAAGGCUGAAAGCACCUGCUAACAGUUGGAGGGUAUCCUGUAAGUUAAGGAAAUCAAAGUAAAGAGAAAUUCUGAUUUACCAAGUUCAGAGCAGGCUCAAGGGAGUGUGAGAAUGAACUUAUUAAAGAUGAAUAAGUCCUCUACCAAAAGAUCUGCCUGAGUUUGAUCUGUUUGUAUCAGUAUGUCGUGGUUUUCACCUGUUUGUGUAGAUUUUAGUGUAAUAUAUUGCUGCUUUUGUUUCCCAGGGGGGUCUGAAAGCGGUGAUCUGGACCGACGUGUUCCAGACAGUGGUGAUGUUUGCAGGCCAGCUGGCGGUCAUCGUAGUCGGGGCCAGUCAGGCAGGAGGCAUAGCAGAGGUGUGGAAGAAAGCAAUCAAUGGCAGCCGCAUUGCUGGACUGGAGUAAGUAAUAUUUGAAGUGAAGCAGAAUUAAGAAUCCUCUUCGAUUUGAAAAGGUUUGACUUUGCUUUCUUGAAUUCGUACUCAGGAGUGUAUAUUUUAUUCAUACACCUUUGCAGCCUGAACCCUGACCCCCUGGAGCGCCACACCUUUUGGACCCUCGGUGUGGGAGGAGUCUUCCUGAUGUUGGCGCUUUACGGGGUCAACCAAGCCCAGGUCCAGAGAUACCUCAGCUCUCGCACAGAAAAAGAGGCCAUCAUGUAGGUACCAAUGGUGUUUUGCAACCAUAGACUGUAUAUACAAUGGACAGCAUCUGCCUCCUCGCUGGGUGAAGCCACUCAAAGAACAGCACCCUCUGGUGACUGGCUGCAGUAUAGGUCAUAAAUCCCGCCUCCUCCAGCUAUCCUAAUGGAACUGUGGACAAACUUUAGAAAUUCAUUACACAGAAUACACAUUUUUCUCCCCCCUACUUGCGAUGUUGACAUGUAGUUACAGUAAGACUGGUUUGUGUUGAAGUCCUCUUUUUUCCGUGCAGCUCAGUUUUUAAAAGUUAUUAGGGGGUUCAUGUUUUCUAUGAUUGACACUUGAUACAGCCUAUGGGCUUAAAGAUUAUGUUGCUCACCCAGGGGAAUCGCCGUUUGAGCCAAGCAUCAUCACAGCGACUCUCGGCGACUAACCUGCAGAAAACAUACAAUGCUACUCCGCAACACGGGAUUACUUUUCAGCUUCAAAUCCGUAUACUGGCGGAAGGCGGGACCAAGUUGUCCAUAGUAUAUACAGUCUAUGUUCACAACAUACUUAGCUAACCCAUAAACUAGUAUAGGCUAAUGCUUACUAAGGCUAAGCGCUUGUUCAUAAAAGUCUGCCCUCAGCGGCAGCAUGGCUAACUUAUUCCUGUGUCUCAAACAGAGGCAGGCAGCCAAGUGAGGGAGGCUUUUGGACUGAACAGUAACAGCAGGAAACACUGUCAGCAUUAAAAUGAUAAACAUCAUAAAAUCAAUUUGGUAGAAGCGUGUGUAAAAGUUAGACUUUUCCUCAUGUCACUUAGACUUAAAAGGGUGAUAGACUUAAUCAAGACUUUGUAUGUUUAGGUCUCACACUUGCCAAACUCUACUGUAUUCAUGUCAUUUUCUUUACUGCUGUUCAUACACACCCUGAAAAUCUGGGUCAUCUUGUCUCCCUUGUUGUAUCUCUUGAGAGUUUGUUUCCAUGUUUGUCCUCCUUAUCUCUUUUGUCCUUACAGGUCCUGUUAUGUUGUUUUCCCAUGCCAGCAGGUCGUCUUAUGUCUUGGCUGCCUGAUGGGUCUAGUCAUGUUUGCCCGCUAUGGAGAGGACAGCCCACUAGAGAAGGGCUACGUCAAAACCAAUGACCAGGUAAGCAAUAAUAUGCCAGUACACAUCAACAAAAGUUGUCUGUGGACACAGAAGAGCAGGUCCAGAUCAUGUUCUUGUACUUUCACACUAUACAAUGAAGUGUUCAUGCAGUAUACAGUAUCCUGAUAUCUUGUUUCUAUGUGCAGAUGGUGCUGUAUUUUGUUAUGGAUGUGUUCAGGGAUCUGCCCGGGCUCCCGGGCCUGUUUGUAGCCUGUCUCUUCAGCGGCGCGCUCAGGUAAACAUCCAAAGAUCAGACUUAAGAGUCAGAUAUCAUUCACUGUUCAAUGCUUUUAUUCCUGUGUAUACCACUGGACUUCAUUUACCACCAUACCAUGAAUCAACAUUAUUAUUCAAGCUCUCUGUAUGUUUUCCUCCAGCACCAUCUCAUCAGCUUUCAACUCCCUUGCAACAGUAACAAUGGAAGACCUGAUUAAACCUUAUUUUCCGAACAUGACAGAGGCUAAAGCAACGCUGCUGUCCAAGGGGCUGGGUAUGGAAAAUAAUGUUUUUGAGGGGAGGCUGUUUACUUUUUGAAGACAUAAAUGCCUCACAUAUACACACUUCAUAGUGGGUUUAAUUUUCAGUGUACUGUACAGUUGGGAUGUCUCUUAGUUCUUAAGCUAAAAAUAACGUUAAAAGUCAGCAUCAAAUAUUACCAUUUACUUAAAGGGAUAUUCCGGCGUGAAAUUAAGUUAGGGUCAAACACACAGUAACACUUUGUUAGACACCCCCUCGAGAGAUGAAUGUUGUCUACUGCUCGCUUCUCUAGUUAUACCAACUUUAGUAACGACCGCACGAUAGCAAUACACAACGGUCUAUGGAUCCACGCGCACACCUCAACCAAAAAGCUACUCUGUAGCCACAAAUAAUGCUCAGAACAGCACCUAACUUCAUCAGCAGUACAUAUAGGGUCCCAGCCAUAGUACUUGCCACCAAACAUCUUUUUUACUUUGCCUAAUUUCUUUAGCAAAGCGACUAAACACAACUCACCUACUCUCUUCCAGCAGCCGUUUGUGUGUAGGGAGCCCUCAGGCCAGUCCAUUACAGUGAGUUGCGGGGUGACGCAGCUCAAGGAAGAACAUUUAUGAUCAUUUUGUUCAUGGAAAUGCAAUCAGACCGAGACGCUAAGGCAGAAGAACUACUUCGGCUACCGCUGUGUAUUGCUAUCGUGCGGUCAUUAUUAAAGUUAUAACUAGAGAAGCAAGCGGUCGGCAACAUUCAUCUCUCAAUGGGGUGUCUAACUCGGUGUUUCGGUGUGUUUGACCCUGACUUAAUUUUACGCCGGAUUAUCUCUUUAAUGUGAUGUGGUGAUAAAAUGUGUCCUUAUCUGUUAAAUUUACAGCUUUGGUCUAUGGCCUGGUGUGUCUGGCGAUGGCUUACCUCGCUUCUCUAAUGGGAUCUGUGCUGCAGGUAAUGUAGCUACGUGGUCCUUGCUUUCAUAUCUCAUAUAUAUGCUGGCAAAUUAUGUUUGUACUUAGAUUAUUUUUUUCAUAUGUUGCUGAAAGUACUACUAUCCACGUGGUUUUUGUCUGCACGCACAUUAUCAGCAACUUUUGAAGCUAACGUCCUCUUUAUUUUUUGUGUGUGUGUGUCUUUAGGCAGCCUUCAGCAUCUUUGGGAUGGUGGGUGGUCCUCUGCUUGGCCUCUUCUGCCUGGGAAUGUUUUUUCCCUGGGCCAACUCAAUAGUGAGUUCUUCCAACUUUGUUCACAGAUAAACUGUAAUGAGGAGUUGGAAAUAUCAUUUUCUCCUUCUCAGAAAAUGAAUCACUCCAUCCAGUCAGGAGGGAUGCAUAAAUAACUAAUGAACUACAUGAAUUAUUUUGUUAAAAGUUAAACAAAUCCCUUUUUUCUUAAAGGGUGCAGUGGUGGGGUUAGUCGCAGGUCUAGCUAUGGCCUUCUGGAUCGGCAUCGGCAGCUUCGUGAUGCGUAUGUCUAGCACAAGCCUGGUACCAACACUCAACGCCACUGUCCCGCCUCUGUUCGACAACAUGACCACCACUGUCAUGACUGGACUUGCCACUGCUACCACAGCCAAGCCCAGGUAAGACCUGAGAACGGUCUUUGUGGACACAUGCACGCUUAAUCAUUCUGGUUAAACUCCACCGAGUGAAGAUGUUCAAGUUUCCAUCUCUGAAUUUCUUUCAGGCCCACAGGCGUAGAGGCCCUCUACUCUUUGUCCUAUAUGUGGUACAGCGCUCAUAACUCAACCACUGUGGUCGUGGUGGGUCUAAUCGUCAGCCUCCUGACAGGUACACGUUCAAGUUUAUACCAGUUUCCAAACCUCAUCACUCAGUACGUUCACAUGACACUCAAUAAAACCAAAGUAUUGCCUUACUCUGAUUAAGACCAGACAAGCGUACAUGUAAACAAUUAUUCCGAUCGCCACUCUCUGACCUGACUCGAUCUUCACUCUUUGACCUUUGGCUUAUUUAUUGAGGUCAGUACAGAAGGUUUCAUUAUUAACACACAACUGCAGGUGCCGUGUCUGCUCCUCUGGUAACAUAACAAGGCGUACAUACAGAGUAAUGAUGUCACAUCUGCACGCAGUGUUUGACAGAACAGUAAAAUAAGUAAGCAAGGGCGCCAUCUGGUGACAUCAUUUAACAGGGGGAAAACUCCUGAAUUGGAUGGAGUGAGCCACUACCCCUUUUGUUGGUUUGUUGACAGCACAAGCGUAAAUACAACUCUCCUUCUGCGGUUGUUUUAGCCAAAUAAGACAGCUGCGCAUGUCCAAACGCUUCUAAUCUGAAUAAAGCUUGAUCGAUUUUGCACCCGUAUAAACACUGGAUUCAGAUUAUCGGAUCCCUUCAAUUUUUGAUCGGAUCAAAAAAAAUUUGCCCAUGUCAACAUUGUUACUGAUUUUAUGAGGCUGCAUCAUCUGCAAAGAAGUUUCAGUCACAUGGCUGGUGUUGUGAAUAAGCCACUACUGCAUCCCCUCUGUAUCUCCUGGUUAACUGUAGCUAUUUGGUCUUAUUUUCUUACAUUCAUGUAAGCCUUUUAUUUUGAAAAAGCAGAUUAUAGGUUCAUCUGCUGUCUUGUUUUUGUGUGUGUGUCAGGACCUAUGAAGGAGAAAGAGCUGACCCCUGGCACAGUGUUUCCAGUCCUGGGCACACUACUCUUCUUCCUUCCUGAGCGCUACAGAGAGAAGCUCUGCUGCAUCACUCCUCUGACUCAAAAGGUACCCUCCUCUUUCCAUUCUUUACUCCUUCAUGCUUUUACAUUAAACCAAGCAUUUAACAUUAUUUCUGCCGACCAGCCCAAAGAAAUCAGCACACAGCCUUAUCAGAUGGCCAAGAAAGACAGCAGCGGAGCGACUUACUGCAAAGAGGACGCGGUCACAAAAGACAAGGAGACAGAGAGUGACAAAGCACAGACAGACGACGACGACUUGGAAACAAGGAUGGCUCUGCCCUAUUGUCAACUGUCAUCUCAUACGGUUCAGGAAACUGCCUUGUGAUCUUUUCUGUCUUAGCUGAAUGAUAUGGACGAGAAGCACAGUUUCACUCCCUGUAACUCAGGGAUGAGUGCAGUAAAACAGAUAAUAGAUGAAAAGGCCAUCCCAGAGUAUUAUGUCCUGAAGGUCUACAGCGUAAGAUGUUUGUAUUUAUGUUUCCGAUGGCACAGCCAGCUGAUUCUGAUCACGGAUGAGGCUUGUGGGUUUAAGAAUUUAUGUGGGUAAGUUUAUUUUAACAGUAUCUUUUUAGAGAAAUAUAACUGGAAACACGUCUGCCAGGCUGGAACUGCGCACUGAAAGCAACAAUCAAAGAAGAAACACUAAUGUCUGCUGGCGUCACUGGCAACACUCGGAUGCACACAGGUCUGUGCAGGUGUGUGCUAAUGAAUGUGUGGAGUUUAGAUUUAAAGAUGGGAGCUCUCCUGCAGAGUGAGCUGUCCCAUCCUGACUGGAUCUAGUCUUUUUUGACUCAGAAUCAGAGCAUGUAAAAUGUGAUAUUUUUUUGGAGAAGAUAGAAAUAUGAAAUCCCAGAAUAACUACGAGAAAAUAUAAGACAAAGAGAGACUACUUGUAUGGAGAGUAUAAGAUGAUGUUGUAGUGUCUUUUACAUGGCCUUGGUUAGUACUAGUAUUCACCUUCUAGCUGCUACUACAGAUGUUUGAAUGCUGAGUCACAUACACUAAACUAGCCGGUCACAUGGGAACAAAACUGGACUCCUAAAGGAAGUUAAAGUCAGGUGCAUCAGGAGAAAGCAGAAGAGUCGGUGUGAAUGCUGCUGUGUUCUGAUUGUGCGCACAAAUAGGGGUUUAAGGUACUACUGUCUUCUGGUUUUAUGCUUGAAAGGAUCUGUGUACAUCAAAUCCAGGGUUGUGCCCAGCUGAGAGUGUGGUCAGACAAAUUUAGCGUUCAACCUAAAGACGGGAAUUUCUCUUUGUUUUUCACUACACUCUGCAAACAUCCUUCAUCAACCUGCAGCAGAAUUCUCCUGAGUAAUGUUACCUACAGGAGGAAGAGUAAUUAUUUCUCCAAAAGCACCAGCUGUCUGCUAGACAUAACACAUCAAUUCUGUUCUUUUUUUUAAAUCAUCUCAUCCACAUUUCUAAUUGUCCUUGGACUCCAGCAUCAUCACUCAAAUCCAAGGACAAAGUCUGGAUUAAUGUCAGGUUUCUGGAUCUUUAGUUAACCUAAGAUACAGACCAGUCUUUGAUUUAUGUAGUCUGACUUGCAGCAGCAAAAUCCCUCUGAAGGAUGUCGGUGAGUUAUGUUUUUUCCUCUCUAUAACACUGCUUUACUACUGUUUUUGUAACUAUAAAGUGUGUGUAUCUUAGACCUCUGAAGAUAAUUCAGCUUAAUUUGUUUUUGUGAAUGAGUCUCAAAAUUUAAAAGCCUAAGUCUGACAUGUUUCAAGUAUUUCUAAAUAUUCAGUAUUAUACUCUGGGAGAAAACCACAGAGACGCUGAUGUUUAUUGACUAAUUGAUGACUUUUAAAGAAAACCAGUAUGUUGAUUUAGGAUUUGUGAACAAUAUAAGCAGCGGUCAUCUUGAGUUGGCAUUGAAACACAUUUGGGACACUAAAAGGUGAUCACUAUCUCCACCGUUCAAAAACUUUGGUGCAGUUUUUAUUGUUUUUUUUUAUCAGCAUGAUUCACCAACAUAAUGGCAGACACUACAAACGGGUUGCCUUUCAUCAUCCAUGUUAGCAGGUUGCAGCUGCUAGAGGCCAAAUCAGCAGGGUAGCUAUGUGGCAGAGUAUGUUGCUGUCUUACAAAUCUUGUGGUUCACCUAUUUUUUGAAGUUUAUUUAAUUUAUUUAUAAUUAUUUUGUCUUUUUUUUCUUUUGUAGGGAGGUUCUCAGCAGCUUUCACCACUAAAAAGAUUAUGAAAGAAUAGCUACAUAGAUUGCCAUCAUAUGAGCAAUACAAUAUUACACUACGAAUAAGACAAUAUAACACUUAUUUAAUAUAAUUUUAACUUAUUAGCUCAAAGAUGUCAGUUUUUUUUUUCUUUUAUUUAUUUACAAAAAUUCACUUUCACAAGGCAAAUUUAACUGGUAGCAGCAGCAGCAGGGUUGUGCCUGACUGCAACCAUACAACGCUACUAAAAGUAUAUUUUUGACUCAGCAUUUUUCACCAUUAAACCUUUGUGUUUUUUUAUUUAUCUGUAGUGAACAUGCCCUGAGCAUUUAUAACCCGGAUAUGUUCAGGAAAUACACUAAGUCAUCAUGCAAGACCAAAACAGUGCCUCUCAUAUUGAGCGGAUUUGUUCUCAAUACACUAAAACUCAGAUGGGUCUUUGGCAUUGAUCGGAGUUGAUGUCUUGAAACGUGUAGCCCAUAGCGACCACAAUCUCCGCGGGCCUGCCGCUGCUCCCACCUGAUGUAACUGCCCUGAAAAAAGCACAGAAACACUACAGGUCACUGCUGUUGGUAGAAACAGAAUGAAAGGAUCAAGGGUCUUAAUGUUUUUGCAAAUCAUCACAUUGAACACAUCACAUUUUGAUUCACGUCCUAUUUUGAAAAUGAGGUCGUCAUCAUCAAGGCUUAUAAAUGUAAAGAUGAUUCAGUCAUCUCUUCUUCUUCUGUUUGUAUUUGAACUUUUUACCUCCUUGUAAGUGCCCGUCUCUUUUAAUUCAGGUAAUGUAAGUGCCAGUAUGUGAUUGAUUUGUGUAGUCAAGUGAAGUUCAAAUAUCGUCACUGUCAUGAUUUUUGGAAUCACCGAAUUCUUGACCUUCAUGUUUUAGCCUUUUGAAGUCACCCAUUGUCAUUGUGGCCACUGAGGUGUUUUGUGUGUGCUGUAUUUUGAGUCAAUGCUGUCUGUGCUCUCGAUUAUUGACCCCAUGGCCAUGUUUUGUCAUGUGACUUAAUUUUCCUAUUGUUGAGCAUGUGAAUGAGAAACCAGUCCAACGUGUUUCUAAAGAGACUUUAACAGUCCAGAGUCCACCUGUAUCUCAACCCUCUGACUGUGCUUCGUCCGCAUGCUGUUACAUGCCUGAAGACUUCGAUAUCUGUGUCUCAGUUGCCUUAAAGAUCCUGUUUAAACCACCUAUAGCUGAAGUUGCAGAUUUACUUUAAGUACAUGCCAGACAAUCACGGUGACCUAGUUGAGCAACAGGAACGAAACACUUGAGUGUGUUUCUCUGUUCUUUGAAAAGGAUUACAGACUCUUGACUUUUCUGGACCCCCUUUAUGAUGGAAUGUUGAUCCUUUUUGACCGGCUUAAGCAGUAGUUUGUUAAAAACAAGCAACUUCCUAUACCAUACUCAUCGUCCUUAUACUGCGAAAUACCUCGAUUUAUCCAAAGCAUGUAGACAAAGAAACUUUUGCUUUAAACCAACAGAUGAUUUGUUUUUGAUUGUAUUUGUAAUUUAACUAAAAGCCUACAUGCAUUUCACAAUUUGAAAUGCACGUUUUUAUAUUUAAGAACCAUGAUUUUAUUUUAUUUACGUGAAUGUUAAAGGAUUUGAUGGUAGCAGUCCACUACAGGACGUAUGAGCGUCCUUUUGCCUUAGACAACAUUUCCCUCUGGAAAUGUUGCUCAAACUCAGCUCAUGUGAUAACGCUACAUCCCAUUUGCCUCAGAGACACAUUUUGCAAACACAUUUGAUGAUUGAACAAGUUUUUGAAUCACUUGUAAAUCAUAUGUGACAAUGUGUACUGUAUUUAUGAUUCUGUAGUAUUGAAUCUUUUGUCCUCAUACCUGAAAUUACUUGAAGUGUGUGCCUCAGUGACAUACAGAUGACCCCCCUUUAUAAUAUGAGGGAAUAUAAUUCAAGUGCUGGCAUAUUAUUGCUGUUAAAGAUGUUGCUAUAAACCCCCACUGAGUGGAGCACUGUGAAACUAGAGAACACUAACACCGUAUAAAGCACAAUGAUGUCGGUACUCAAUAGUGUUGCUGAGAACCUGAUUGAAGCCAUCAGUUGGUGAAUCAGCAGCAUAGAAAAAAACAAGUUAAAGACAAACAUGUCAACUUGAAUUAUUCUCUAGAGGUCCCCUAUAAUGUUAUUUUAGCUGUUUACAACACGCACAAGUUGUCUUUUAGGUAAGGUUUUGAAUGGUGAUGCACAACUUAUCACAAAUUAAAGGGACAUUCCGGUGUAAAAUUAAUUUAGGGUCAAAAACACCGUAACAUUGAGUAUGAGACCCCAGCGAGAGAUGAAUGUUGCCGACUGCUUGCUUCUCUAGUAAUACCAACUUUAGUAAUGACCACACGAUUGCAAUACACAACGGUCCAAGAAGCCACACACAAAGCUCAACCAAAACGCCACAGCACUAGCCACCAAAUAUCUUUUUAACUUUGUCAAAUUUCUUUAACAAAGAGACUAAGCAAAACUCACCUACUCUCUUCCAGCAGCCGCUUGUUUGUAACAAGACCUUGGACCAGUCCAUCAUUGACUGCAGUGGGCUGAUGCAGCACAAGGAAGAACAUCUAUGAUCAUGCGUCACCCCGCUGCAGUCCAUGAUCGACUGGUCUGAGGACUCGCUACAAACAAGCGGCUGCUGGAAGAGAGUAGGUGAGUUGUGUUUAGUCUCUUCGCUAAAGUAAUUAGGCAAGGCUAGGACCCUAUAUGUACUGUUGAUGAAGUUAGGUGCUGUUCUGAGCAUUAUUUGUGGCUACAGAGUGGCGUUUUGGUUGAAGUUUGUGUGUGGCUCCUUAGACCACUGUGUAUUGCUAUCUUGUGGUCAUCACUAAAAUAACUAGUGAAGCAAACGGUAUACAACAUUCAUCUCUUGAGGGGGUGUCGAACUCAAUGUUACGGUGUGUUUGACCCUAAAUUAAUUUUACGCCGGAAUAUCCCUUUAAGUCUGUGUGGAGGAUCUGCAGCCUCUCAGUUUGUAACAUCAAUACCCUUUCGGUGAUCUGAGUGGGAGGGGUUGCUAUGAGAAUGAGAUGCUGCACUGAUUGGCUGCUUACAUGUUCAAACGAAGAGGGUGCAGACAAAUGCAGAGGUAGAAAAACACCAAAAUAAACAUGGCAAGCACCCCAGAAACCCUCUCUUCCACUAGUGCACUACACGUGAUCAAGAAUUUGACCUCGAACAGCAGGAGGUAGCUGUUAAAGUGUUGCGGCCAUAGACAAAACAGUACGUCUCUAAGUGGUGCAUUGAAAUUUGACAGUUAUUUCUAUCUUCCUGCCUUUUAUGUGUAACUUUGUGUGGUCUGCCUUGCUAGUUGAAGCAGCUGGAAGUGAGGCAGGUGGCACAGGCAGGCAAAUUAGCACCAUCUAAAUCCAGUAUGUUUACAAAAUUCAAACACAACAAUGCUCCUUUAUGGUGCUCUUGAAAAAAACACAAAAAUCUGUGUUAGUUUUUUUGUAACUAACAAGAAAGUGGUUGAUUCAUAAACCCCAAAGCAAAACCACAACAGUUUAUCAAGAAGCAGAAUCACUCACGCAGUGGUAGUCGUUCUGCAUGUUAGCCUAUGCAAAUCAUUCCUGUCGUUACAUCACCACAGGAGAAUAUUGUAGUUGCCUUUCGUACGUUUUCCCAGUAGAUAAGAAACAGAAACAAUGCAGAGGUUUUUUGCGUCCACGUUCUCAGGGUUGCUAGGCUUGAGAUGACCCAAGUACUCAAAUACAGGCAUUAAAAAACAUGGUUUUCAUUAUAUGGGACCUUUGAAUAAAAUCCAUGUUUAUCCUAUUUAUCUGAGGCCUUUUAACAAUUUAGUUUGGACAGCAAAAUAAUGCAGUUAAGAGGAAAGUUUCUAAGAGAAGUAUGUGGCACUUAGUAAUUUCUGGCAAUAAUAAAUAUUGAUUUUAACAAUAUUUAUUAUAUGUGUUCCCCAUUUCCAAGAAUUCUUCCUAUUAUGCAUUCCAAAAAUGAAUGAGUAAAUAAGUAACACCAAAGCACUGGAGUUGAGGUGGUUCCUCUGCUUUGGCUGAGCCUUCAUUUUCUUUCCUUUUUUUUUUAAUAUCCAGAAGUAUUUGUCAUAAUCUGUCAAGGUUAUGCUAAAUAAAUGACGUCCCAAACUUGUGCCCUGGAGAGGACCAAACCCAGAUAUGUGGCAAAAAGUAAAUCCUGUGUCACUUAACAUGAUGGAGAAUAAUAAGUGUCUUGUCAAUGGAGUGAGUAUGAAACACGAAACUGGUGCAUGCACCUACUUGACUCCCUGAAAAUCUAAAAUGACUGCAUUUGAAUUUGUUAACAUGUUUCAAUGUUGUUUGGAUGUGACUAUUAGAUUUCUAAGUUUUAUGUACUUGAGUGGAGAUGAAAUUAUUAAAAAUGAUACUGAUAAAUUCAAUAAG